AUGGCCUCCCAUCUUGAUCCUCAUCGUCCUGCCGCUCAAUCCGAUAGCUCGUCGUUCUCCUCGAACUUUGUCGACGUAUCACCUCCGUCUUUGGGGGAUACGGCCUCGUCGAUUCACUCCUCGAAUUCCCAGCUACCGUUCACGCCGGAUAUCAGUAGUCAUAAUAGCUCUGAAAGUGGGAAUGAGCAAUUGAAUACCUCCGCUUCAACUGUUGGUCGCCCGCAGCUUGGAUCGGUGGGAUACCCUCGAUUACAGACGCAGCUUGGUCAUGGAAAUGCGCAAGACAAUGUCGAAGGCGGAGACGGAGGAGCGCAGUUGGCCGCUGAGACACAAAAAUUCAUAAGCGUCACUGAUGGCUACGAUGAGGAAGGAUAUGACUCUGAAUUGGAAUAUAAGAACCGGCAUCGAAUGAGAAGACAAAGUACCAUGGGCACAGGCACCAAUGGCGAGUAUACGGCUGAAGAAGAGAAAGAAGUGGUGAAGAGACUGGAUAGGAGGUUGGUGUUAUUUUUGGCUUUAUUAUAUAUGCUAUCUUUCUUGGAUAGGUCAAAUAUCGGAAACGCCAAAAUUGCAGGUCUAUCAGACGAUCUCGGGCUAUCAUCUUCGCAAUAUGAAUGGCUUCUAACAUCUUUUUACAUCACAUAUAUCGCCUUUGAAUGGAUGGCUUUAAUGUAUAAAAUGGUCCCUGCACACACCUACAUCUCCUUGUGUGUCUAUGGAUGGGGCAUACUAGCAUCCUGUCAAGCAUUGACGAGGAACUUCUGGGACAUGCUCAUCAUCCGAGCAUUGCUAGGUGUGUCCGAAGCUGCCUUCGGGCCCGGCGCACCAUUUUACUUGUCUUUCUUUUACAAACGCGAAGAGCUCGCAUAUCGUACCGCACUCUUCAUAUCUGCGGCACCACUUGCUACUUCAUUCGCAAGUAGUCUGGCAUGGUUAAUUGUCAAACUGAGUAGCAGCAUACCGAUUGCACCAUGGCGGUCACUGUUUUUGAUAGAAGGGUUUCCGAGUUUGAUUGCAGCAGUUUUUGCUUGGAUCUUGAUACCGGAUUCGCCAGGGAAAGCAAGCUUUUUGACGCCUCGCCAGAGAAAGGUUGCUAGGUUGCGAUUGCAGUCGAAGAAUAAGGUUGAAAGACAUAAUGCGCCGUCUGCGGCAACAGAAAAAUUCAAUUGGAAGGCCGUGGUUGAGACGUUGUGCGAUCCGACGGCGUAUCUAAUAGCUUUUAUGUUUCUCGGCUGCAAUGUGGCAUUUAGCUCAAUGCCCGUUUUCCUUCCAACUAUCAUUAACAACAUGGGAUACUCUUCCAUAGCUUCGCAGGCUCUUUCAGCACCUCCAUUCCUGGUAGCGUUCGGAGUAGUCCUUGUAACUGCAUCAUUAUCCGACCGCUCUCGCACGCGAAGUCCAUACCUGGUCUUCCAUGCUUUGAUAUCUGCAACAGCCUACCUCAUCAUUGGCCUAACGGGAUAUCUCCACUCAUACAUGCCUACUUCGGUUCACACUAUGAUCCGAUAUCUAUGUAUAUACCCCGCUACAUCCGGCUUCUUCUCCGCAGUCACAAUCAUCAUAACCUGGAGCAUGGACAACCGCACCGCCCAAGAAGGCAAAGGCAGCAGCGUUGCCAUACUAAAUAUCAUCGGACAGUGCGGUCCGCUGGUAGGCACCAGACUCUACCCGGAUAGCGACAAGCCGUGGUUUGUGCGUGGCAUGUUAACGUGUGCUUCGUUCAUGUUGAUAGUCGCUGUACUGGCGUUCUCCUUGCGAUUGGUAUUGUUACGCAGGAAUCGGAGAAUUGCAGAGAAGAGGGAUCAGAUGGGCAUCGAAAUGGCUGAAGGGGAGGGACUGAUAGAUCGUGGUCGAGAUGGGUUGGGAACCCAGGAUGAAAUGUUUACAUAUAUUGUAUAAUAUCACCUUCUAAAUUUA
Messenger RNA from Talaromyces stipitatus ATCC 10500, 1917 nucleotides. RefSeq names its product MFS transporter, putative. Bases 1 to 1899 code for a protein of 632 amino acids. The transcript is spliced from 4 exons. Gene Ontology annotation, biological process: transmembrane transport. The record is from RefSeq and is a predicted model, not a curated record. Gene Ontology annotation, cellular component: membrane. NCBI's taxonomy places the organism in Eukaryota, Fungi, Ascomycota, Eurotiomycetes, Eurotiales, Trichocomaceae. Gene Ontology annotation, molecular function: transmembrane transporter activity.